Molecule: messenger RNA, 1281 nt
Organism: Centruroides sculpturatus (bark scorpion)
Lineage: Eukaryota; Metazoa; Arthropoda; Arachnida; Scorpiones; Buthidae
Product: CCR4-NOT transcription complex subunit 7-like
Exons: 4
Coding region: 299-919 (206 amino acids)
Cellular component (GO): CCR4-NOT complex; P-body; CCR4-NOT core complex
Molecular function (GO): nucleic acid binding; poly(A)-specific ribonuclease activity
Source: RefSeq, a predicted model, not a curated record
UAUAACCUUAACCAUUUUUAUUGUAUUAACAUUGGUCACUCCAAGGCGGAUAAGGGAUAUAUAUUAAUAUUACAAAAAGAGUUAUAAGUAUUUAUAAUAUAAAAACAAAAUGAUAUAUUAUAAACGAAAAUGUCGUUAGUCAUAAAGAUUGUUUGAAGUAAUAAAAGGAAAGACUUGUUUUCUUAGUAAAAUAAAGAAUGCUGUCACGUAUUUAGCAAGUUAUUCAUGAAAGCGAGAGGUUCGUGAAUAUUCAUAACUCAUACAAACCGAACUUGAACAUUGUUGAUGUCUGAUUACAAUGCCUGCAUUGUCAGGACCCAGUCCUGGAAAUAACAGUAAUGAAAGUAGUCCCAACGCUCAAAUUAGUAAUGAAGCCUGUGGGAUACGAGACGUGUGGGCGUUUAAUUUGGAAGAGGAGUUUAAGGCUAUUCGUAAAAUCGUCCAAGAGUACCAGUAUGUUGCCAUGGACACAGAAUUUCCUGGAGUUGUAGCACGACCAAUUGGAGAAUUUCGUAGCACAGCCGAUUAUCAAUAUCAGCUGUUACGUUGUAACGUUGACCUGCUAAAGAUUAUUCAAUUGGGUCUUACAUUUUUAGAUGAGACCGGUAAAAUGCCUUCUGGUGGAUAUUCGACAUGGCAAUUUAAUUUUAAAUUUAACUUGACUGAAGAUAUGUAUGCCCAAGAUUCAAUCGAUCUGUUAACAAAUUCUGGUAUUCAGUUCAAAAAGCAUGAAGAAGAAGGAAUUGAACCUUAUGAGUUUGCCCAGUUAUUGAUGACAUCAGGAGUUGUUCUUUCUGAAAAUGUUAAAUGGAUAUCAUUUCACAGGUAUAAGAUAAAUUAUGUUGAUAUAAAAGCUGUUUUAGGUUACUGCUUUCUGAAUACUAAAUUUUUCAUUAUUUUUACUAUAUUUUGGAAUUGAUAAUAAAAUAAUGUACAUACAAACAUGAAUAAGGUUUUAAUCUUUCAGUAAAGUUGUUUCCAUACAUUUUGUAUUUGUCAGUUACUGAAUAAUUUCCGGUGGAGGUCAAAAGUACUUGUGGAAUUUAAUAGUGACAUAACACUCGUAAAAAAAGGUUUUUCGUGGAUUGUUAUGAAUAAUUUCCUGUUUGUUUCCUUUGAUUUCCUGAUUUGAUUGCCUAUUUGUUCCCAUUGAUUCAGUAAAUAUAUAGUAAUAACACUUAAGUGUUGUGGUGUUAUUAAAAUAAACUUUAAAAAUGAGAAUGUUCGCUAGUACUUUCAGUAGCAUAAAGUUACCUUCAUCAGGCAAAAUCGAAUAUAACA